Messenger RNA from Osmerus eperlanus (European smelt), 3402 nucleotides. RefSeq names its product adhesion G protein-coupled receptor B3 (gene adgrb3). Bases 477 to 3371 code for a protein of 964 amino acids. Lineage: Eukaryota; Metazoa; Chordata; Actinopteri; Osmeriformes; Osmeridae. Gene Ontology annotation, molecular function: G protein-coupled receptor activity. The record is from RefSeq and is a predicted model, not a curated record. The transcript has 19 exons. Gene Ontology annotation, biological process: G protein-coupled receptor signaling pathway; negative regulation of angiogenesis. Gene Ontology annotation, cellular component: plasma membrane.
AGGAGCAGGGCGAGCGAGCGGAGCGCUUUCUAUCUCUCUCUAAACCAACUCAGUAUUCAAACAUAUCACAUCCAUUCGCUAAGGAUUUGUUUUUGUCAACCUGCUGCCCGUCUUGAAUAUCUCUGGAGAAAAGACUGUCAGGAACAGAUGCUUCUUCUAGGCUAGCUAAUUCACGGUAAUUUCAGAGAUUGCUUUCCCGCACAUCGUUCAAGUAUUUAUUUCCAUCCGUGUGGUGUGUGUUGGAUUCGCACUUGCUGGGUCCGUUUUGAUGGAAAAACGAGACGGUGACAUGAGCCAGACCGGAGUCUAACGCAUUUUUCGCCCAUUUACCAUCGUGUUGCAUUGGACUUCUGUCGUCGGCUAUGGGAAGUGUUCAUUCAAAAGAAGACUGCACAAUUUGUCAUCUAUAAAGGAUGUGGCAGAGUAUGUUGGAAAAAUAGCCAUAGCAUCCGGAGUGUAAGGCCAAAUGACAUAGGAUGAAGGCUAUUCGUAACUUGUUGAUUUAUAUAUUUUCCACCUAUCUCCUGGUUAUAUUUGGAUGUACUGGUGCCCAAGACGUCUGGUGUUCCACGCUGGUCAAGGGAGUCAUCUAUGGCUCCUACUCGCUGACUGAAAUGUUUCCUAAGAACCACACAAACUGCACGUGGACACUGGAGAACCCCGACCCCACCAAAUACAGCAUCUACCUGAAGCUGCACAAACAGGACCUCGGGUGCUCCCAGUUCGCUCUGCUCGUGUAUCAGUUCGACCAUUACUCGCACGAGAAGAUCAACGAAUUGCUCAAAAACAACGAAUCUAUAGUGUACCUUUGCGAUUCCAAGAAUAGCCAUGUAUUUUUGCAAUACGACAAGAAUUUUGUUCAGCUACGGAGGGUUUUCCCGUACGAUUAUAACGGAUUGACGCCGCAGAAGCUGGACGAAGAUGACAAGUCUAUCGUGGAGUUUGUGGUGUUGAACAAAGCGAGCCCCAGCCAGUUUGGUUGCCAGGUUUUGUGCACCUGGUUGGAAAACUGCCUGAAGUCCGACAAGGGAACGGUGGAAUCAUGUGGAAUAGUGUAUACAAAGUGUACCUGUCCCCAGCACCUCGGCGACGGCGAGUCGGAGGGUAUGCUGAUGUUGAACAACAUGGUGUUACCUUUAAACCCUCAAACGGAAGGAUGCCUGACGCCCAAACUGCAGCUUGGGCAGGUGUGCAACCUCAGCGCUGAGGUGAAGCGACCCGCGAAGGAGGAAUAUGGAAUGAUUGGAGAGAACACUGUAAAAAGUCAGCGACCGAGAUCAGUACAUGACACAAAGGCCCAACAGGAGCGAGCUGAAUCUGCUAAAUUUAUGGCACAAACUGGUGACUCUGGUGCAGAGGAGUGGUCCCAGUGGAGCUCAUGCUCUGUGUCAUGCGGUCAAGGGUCGCAGGUGCGCACAAGAACAUGUGUCACACCAUACGGAACACACUGCACCGGCCCUUUAAGAGAAUCAAGGGUUUGCAAUAACACUGCCCCCUGUCCAGUGCACGGCGUGUGGGACGAGUGGUCGCCAUGGAGCUUGUGCUCCUUCACGUGUGGGCGUGGCCACCGCACGCGUACCAGGAUGUGUGCCCCGCCCCAACAUGGCGGCCGGGCCUGCGAUGGACCGGAGACCCAGAGCAAACUCUGCAACAUCGCCCUGUGUCCAGUGGACGGCCAGUGGCAGGAGUGGAGCUCGUGGAGUGACUGUUCGGUGACGUGUGCCAACGGGACCCAGCAGAGGACGCGGCAGUGCUCAGCAGCUGCCCACGGGGGCUCUGAGUGCCGGGGCCACUGGGCAGAGAGCCGGGAGUGCUACAACCCUGACUGCACCGCCAAUGGCCAGUGGAACCCUUGGGGCCCGUGGAGUGGCUGCUCCAAGUCAUGUGACGGAGGCUGGCAGAAGCGGGCGCGUGUGUGCCAAGGCGCAGCCGUCACCGGGCAACAGUGCGAGGGCACGGGGGAGGAAGUCCGCAAGUGCAGUGACCAGCGUUGCCCAGCCCCGUAUGAGAUCUGCCCGGAGGACUACGCUGCAGCCAGUGUCUGGAGGAGGACCCCUUCUGGGGAGAUGGCCUUCAACAGGUGCCCGCCUAACGCCACAGGCACCACCAGUCGUCGCUGUGCUCUGGACGGCCGAGGCGUGGCCUUCUGGGAGCCGCCCAGCUACGCACGCUGCAUCACUAACGACUUCAGAUACCUGCAGCAAUCAGAGGUUCAAGGCCACCUCGCCAAGGGCCAGAGACUGCUAGCGGGCGAUGGCAUGUCCCACGUCACCAAGAACCUGCUGGAUCUCACCCAGAGAGGGAACUUCUAUGCCGGGGACCUGCUCUGCUCUGUGGAGAUCUUGAGGAACGUGACGGACACCUUCAGGAGGGCCAGCUACGAGCCGUCCUCCGACGACGUGCAGAACUUCUUUCAGAUCAUCAGUAACCUGCUGGAAGAGGAGAACAGGGACAAGUGGGAGGACGCCCAGCAGAUCUACCCAGGAGCAGUGGAGCUCAUGCAGGUGAUAGAGGAGUUCAUCCACAUCGUUGGUCUGGGGAUGAAAGAUUUCCACAACGCCUACCUCAUGACCGGGAACCUGGUGGCCAGCAUACAGAGGCUGCCAGCUGUGUCGGUGAUGACGGACAUCAACUUCCCCAUGAAGGGUCGUAAGGGCAUGGUGGACUGGGCCAGGAACUCGGAGGACAAGGUGGUCAUCCCCAAGGGAAUCUUCCUGCCCCAGACUCCAGAUAUGGACGGUUCUGACGUCUCUCCUGUCUUCAUCCUGGGGACUGUGCUGUACAAGACUCUGGGCCUGAUGCUGCCAUCACCAAGGAACCACACGGCCGUCAACUCCAAGGUCAUCGCCGUGACGGUGCGCCCGGAGCCCAAAGCUUCUGAGUCACACUUGGAGAUCGAGCUGGCACACCUGGCCAACGGGAGCAUUAGUCCCUUCUGCGCACUGUGGGACUCCAACGCUGUGAACGAUUCUUGGGGAACCUGGUCUGCCAAAGGAUGUAAAACUGUGCUUACAGAUGCCUCCCAUACGAAAUGCUUGUGUGAUCGUGUAUCUACCUUCGCCAUUUUGGCCCAGCAACCAAGAGAAAUAGCUAUGGAGUACUCUGGGGUGCCGUCGGUGACGCUGAUCGUGGGCUGUGGCCUGUCCUGUCUCGCCCUCAUCACUCUGACCGUGGUCUACGCUGCGCUGUGGAGAUAUAUCCGAUCUGAGCGAUCGAUCAUCCUGAUCAAUUUCUGCCUGUCCAUAGUUUGCUCCAAUAUCCUUAUCCUGGUGGGACAAACGCAGACACAGAAUGCGGUGAGUCUCUCAAAAUAUGUCCUCCCACAAUGCACCUUGCAUAUUUAUACCUUGCUGCUCUGUGUUGCUCUGUGAGCAAAAACACACAGCCUACCUAAAAUCACUU